Messenger RNA from Papaver somniferum (opium poppy), 1336 nucleotides. RefSeq lists its product as uncharacterized. NCBI's taxonomy places the organism in Eukaryota, Viridiplantae, Streptophyta, Magnoliopsida, Ranunculales, Papaveraceae. The coding region runs from base 587 to 1336 and encodes 249 amino acids. The transcript has 2 exons. The record is from RefSeq and is a predicted model, not a curated record.
CUUCAACCGUCAUUUUCGACGUAUACCUUCAUCCAACGGUCGGUCGAGUCCUUCCUCAUCUUACCCUCCGAUUCACCUCAUCAUCUUAUCAUCCUACGGCUGAUCUUCGCGAAUCAUAAAAAUGUGUUGUACCCGCUCAACACCCAAACACCGAAUACCCUAUACCCCCACCAAACACUCCCUUCUCCCCAAACUAUCGACCUCUUCUUCUCUUCCCCAAAUUUCCUCUCUCCCAUCACCUGCAACUCCUUCACCACCAUGCCCCGACACCACCAGACCUCGAGCUCCAUCUCCAUCAUGCCCCGACAUCACCAGAACCCCCACCCAGUGCAUCCUUUCCCCCUAGCCUAAAGUUCUCAUCAAACUCAUACCUCUGAACCCUACGUAUGGAGUUGAUGAGAAAUCUCGGGUAGGGUUUACAUGGAGCGACAUGGAGUAGCAGAGGAGGAUAAGUACAAAUAUGGGUUGAAGCUAUUUCGGUCAGAGGUCCCCAGCCUACCAAGUACCAAAAGAUUCGAAGAAAAGGGGAAGGAAAAUUAUUGAAAAAGGCAAGUCAAGUGAACGAGAUGUGAAUAAAAAAGGACCGAUGUUAGUCUCUCAACCUACUCCGUCGGAACCGAGGCAACCAAGUCAACGAGGCGUGAAUCUAAAGGCUCCAGUUGAUACAGCACCUCUUGAUGAUAAAAGGUACUUGGAAGACCUACCUCCUUACAUUAGAGAUUACGUCAUAUCCACCCAUGACGUCACUCCGGAUGGUAAUUGCGGUUUCCAUGUAGUCGUACAACAAAUAGGGCCUUUCACUCAAGGUGCCAAGCUAUAUAAUGAUAAUCAAAUCACUUAUGUUCGUCAAAGGUUGUUGAUGACACUAAAGCAGAAACCGGAAUUCUACAAGACAAUGUUGUCCGAUGGCGAUGCUAGUUUAGAGGUGCAACUUGUUAGGUUUCACAUUCGUCUCCACGGGGCCGAUCCAACCACAAGGGAUCAUUGGAUGUCAAUGUCGAUAUGUGGGCACUUAAUCGCCGAGGCUUUCAAUUUCGUAGUGCAUUAUUUUUCAAGAGGUGGUAGUUUCACAUACACUCCCAAAACAACCAUAUGUGUCGAGAAACUUAGACAUAGGAGAGUGGUGAUUGCGUUGUUUAACAACAACCAUUUUAUAGGCCUCCGGUUAAAAGACAAUUGUCCAUUGCCACCGAUAUGCGGGUGCUCUUAUUGGUCGGGAUUUAACCCCGACACAAUGUUGGGUUGGUGCAUUAUGUAUCAAUAUAACAUGGAGAUGUGGAAAGCUUUGGAGGAAUCGGACAAAAUCAUACACGGACAUUCAGUUUCCCUUGGCUAG